AGUUGUUUGUUACACUGUAACACCAGCUGCUUUCUGCACUCUGGAGCUUUUGCUGCCUCUGAGCUCCCUUAACUCCUUUUGCCUCUAGUCCUUUGCUUAGCUUCCCCCUCUCCCCGUUUUCUCUCGCUUUAGAUCUCUUUCUAACUUUCACAUCGGUUUCUCCCACCCCCCCCCCCGCUCCCUCCCCUUUCCUGGAGUCUUAAAGGGGGAGAAGAAGAAAAUAAUUUUUAAAAAACCUCCAAUUUAAAAAAAAAUUACUAAUAAUAAAAAAAUUACCCCCAACAUAGAUGAACUACAAAUGAGAAAAAGGAAAAGAUGGAGCUGCACAUUUUAGAGCACAGGCUCAAAGUAGCCAGCAUAGCCAAGGAGAGCAUCCAGUUGUUUACCUAUGGAUUAAUCAAACUUGCUUUCCUUUCCUCCAAGACCAGAUGCAAGUUCUUCAGUCUCACGGAAACGCCAGAGGAUUAUACGAUCAUUGUGGAUGAGGAGGGGUUUCUAGAGCUCCCUUCAUCAGAACACUUGAGUGUGGCAGAUGCUACCUGGCUGGCUCUCAAUGUGGUUUCAGGCGGAGGCAGCUUCUCCAGCUCCCAGCCCAUCGGGGUGACCAAGAUUGCCAAGUCAGUAAUAGCGCCCCUGGCUGACCAAAACAUUUCUGUGUUCAUGCUGUCCACCUAUCAGACCGACUUCAUCCUGAUACGUGAGCGGGACCUGCCCUUCGUGAUGCAUACGCUGGCUGCUGAGUUCACCAUCCUUAGGGUCGUGAAUGGGGAGACAGUGGCUGCUGACGACUUCGGGAUAACGAAUGGGUUUGUCAAGCCAAAAAUGGUUCAGAGGCCUGUGAUCCAUCCUCUUUCCAGUCCCAGUAAUAUGUUCUGUGUCACCAGCCUGGAUCCAGAUACCCUUCCAACUGUCGCUACACUCCUAAUGGAUGUCAUGUUUUACUCCAAUGGAGUAAAAGACACAGUGGUGGGCAGUGAAGACUCUGGACACAUUCGCUUUUUCUCCUUCUCUCUCAUUGAGGGUUACAUCUCCUUGGUGAUGGAUGUACAGACACAGCAGAGGUUUCCUAAUAAUUUGUUGUUUACAAGUGCAUCUGGAGAACUCUGGAAGAUGGUUCGGAUUGGCGGGCAGCCACUUGGCUUUGAUGAAUGUGGAAUUGUCGCUCAGAUUUCUGAGCCUUUGGCCGCCUCGGACAUCCCAGCCUAUUACAUCAGUACUUUUAAGUUCGAUCACGCAUUGGUACCUGAAGAAAAUAUAAAUGGCGUAAUCAACGCACUCCAAGUCAGUCAAGCCGAAAAGCAUUAGACAUCUUCUGAGCUGGUUGCAGAUGCUUUUUUAUUAUUAUUCCUUUUCUCACAGUAUUUCUUGAAAAAUCUGACUCCAAAGAGAGAAAUUGAGGUGCCAUGAAAAGAGACUGUGAACUGAUGAGCAGAAAAGGAGCUCCAACAAGCUUUUUUUUUUUCUUUCUUAAAAGUGGGAGGGCGGGGAGUUGUUAUGAUGGUUUCUUGACAUUAGACUCCAAAGCAAAAUGCUUUCUUGCUAUUUUGGUGUGAAAGGAAUUGCAGGUAGAGAUGCAGCCUCUCACUGAAAUGCAGAGGUAUAGACAGGUUGCAUACACAGCAGCUUUAGGGAGAGCUUCAAAGCAACACCUGAGGCGGGAGAGCUGGGUUUUUUUUAGCAGAGAGCAUGAAAAGCAUAAAGGAAAGAGAUGUGGAAUUAAAAGGAAAACAACAUGUUGAACUGUAUUGCUCUUUCUACUAGCAUCAGACUGUAUAAAAAUGGUAACAAUCCCUUAUGAGCUAUGUUCAGAUUGGAUACUGUUUUCCUUCACAAUUCAAUGUUGUGAGAGAGUUGGAAAAAAACUGUUUUUUUUCUUCUGCAAUUCAGAAUUGGCUGCACAGAGAAAAUUGCAGCAUGGUUCUUUAUUAAGAGCAGUCUUCUGCUGAUAUGUACUUCAGGGGCCUGUGUGAGCUAUUGGAGUUAUGUAUAUUAGCUCCAUUUUCCACAGUCCCUGAACAUCCUCUGGCUACAAUGUUGUGUCCAGGCAUCCUUCCAAGCCCAAGAAAGUUUGCCAUUCUCUGAUGUCCGUUAUCUCAUGCCAUCCUUUCCCUUUUCCCCGAUCCCUAAACUCUUUAACAUGUAGGGAUUGAGGAUGGUUGUCAUGAGACCCGCUUGCUUAACCAGCCUCGUAGCUCCAAGUGAUAUACGCUCAAAUCCACUCCCUUCCAUUCCUACUGAGCCAAUCUCACUCCCUGAUGCUUUCCGCCACAUCUCUAUUCGCAAGGGUAAGGAAGCAUCCAAAAGUCCUGAGCUCCUGGAGGCAGCACUGGUUUUAUCAGUAUAACUCAGGGCUCUGUUGCCUUUCUACACCCACUCAUGGCCUUCUGCAUCCAAGGCUUUUGGUGAAUGUGUUGCCAUCCAGCAAAACAGUUGGCCAAGAAGUGUGUUUUUGUCCUAACCAGGGGGUGUUGAUACCCAGGCCCUUGAGGUUCUAGUUAUUUCACCUGCUACCUAAUUUCUUUGAUGAAACAUGAUUCUGGCUUGGUUUGGUUUGGCUGCAAAGCUAAGUUCCAACCCAGUGGGAGUUUUUUCAUUGACUUACUGGCUUUGAAACAGGCCCUCAGUGCUGUGUAUUUAGAAAAGGCACCGAGUUCUACAGAAAUGUGCUGAAACAUUGACCUGGUUCCUUAUCCCAGUAUUACCAACUCUUUUGGAGGAAAGUGAUGUUGGUCUUUAAUAGAGAGCCCUGCCGCCUGCAAUCCUGCCAGGAGCUGCUUACAUUUUGACAGCCCCUUGCAAAAGAAGCGAUGAGCCAGUGGGAAUGAAACUCAGUAGCCCAACAUUUUACCUGGUGCCAUGCAUCUUCUUCAGCCCACUUCAGAACUGACCCACGGUCAGGACGGGGGUAAAGCCGAUGGUGAGCAUAGAGCAGGGAGGGCAAGCAUUGCACAGGAGUCUGCAAUGAAUACACCUGAAAUGCCGUAUGUCCGCAACAACCCCUACUCUGGUGAGACUCAAGUUCUGUGAGGAGGAAGGCCACAUUCAGAGAUCUUGUUUUAUAGAAAACCUCGAUUGUUUUGGACAACUGUCUGGAUAAUUUGACGUGAUAGCUAAGGAGCCUUUGAAGAGCCAGUGCAAUAGGCAAGUUGCACCCUGAUGAUGAGAACUAAGCUGUAAUUUACAGUUUGGGGAAUCAGAUUUGUGCUAACUCUGAUCAAGUUAAUAUGCUAAAAUUAGCCAAGUAGCCAAGGCGGUGCAAGUGGCAGAAUGGGCUUGCCACCAGAGUAAGUAUCUAGGAUUUCAGCUGGGAUCUUACUCAAGGCAGCUAGCCUGUCCGCUGCUUCUGCAGCUUCACUGCUCUUUGUCGCAUGCUAGCUUGACCAGCGCUGAAGUGGGUGUGUCAAGCCAAGCUGGACACAACACCUCCAGCACCAGUAUAGACGUACCCUAAGAAACUAGUAAAACAACCAGGUUUGGUGCCAGGAUGGCGCCUUGAACACCCUAGAACUAGUUCAAGAUGUGAAUGGGAUCUUCAUGGCUUCAGCAUAUCUCCCUAAUUGGCUUGACCCAGGACCUCAGACCCAAAUUUGGGGAGAGUUGAGAUUGGGAUCCUGCUCUGGCCCAUCUCUAGCUGGUACAAGGGCUAUGCGUUGCUUGUAUGUUACAGCAGCUAUUAACUCUGCAGGCUACGCUUGCUGGGUGGGGUGGUAACAAGAGGAGGAUCCCCCGAACCAACAUGUCAGAGCUUUGUUUAAAAAAAACCCAAGCCCUUCAGAAAACUCUUUUAGCACCUGAGGAAAUCCAAGUGGAUGUACCUUCCUCUCAAUGCUGACCCCAAGCUACACCGCGUACUCCAGUGCUGUGUGCUUUGGAGCCCUGCUGCAGAACCCUUUUCUCUCCAGCAUUGCAGAACCCUUAUGCAAGGGGCCGAGCAAGGAAAUUCAACACACGCUGAACAUGCUCAGGAUGAGUGCAAUCGCAGCAGUGGGGUAAGGAAAAGAAUCCUUUCCUGGGUGUGAUCUGGAUUGCCACAUCCAUUUGGCCCUGUUGCUGCCCCUGCAGUCUUUAGCACCUGAUUUUGUGCAAAAAAUAUAUAUUUUUAAGGGUUGGGUUUUUUAAAAAAAAGCCUUGGUGUGUCUGUAAGAAUCGGUGGAAUUGCACUAUUCCUUUAACAUUACAUAUAUGAGGGAAGAGUGGGAGAAAAGUGUGUAAGAGUGAUUCUGUAUUCCUUCUGGAGUUCUGCAUGAAUAAAACCAUGGCUCUGCCUUUUACCCGCCAGGUCUGAAUCUAACUGCGUGAGGCUCUCUCUGACCCUUUUGCUGUGGAGUUUUAUUCAGCUGUGGUUGCUGAUCCAGUUGGGUUUUUGAAGCUAACAUUAACUGCAUGGAAUCCUCUUCAUUUCCUCCUCUCCUGCUUCCACGCUGGUUCCGUUGCACAAAAAUUCAACCACCACCAAAAUGUUUAUGCGCAUCUGUUUCUAAAAGGGGGCAGGGGAGAAGCAGUUCUCAGUCUCCUUCCUUAUUUCUCAGAGGCCUUUUUUUCUUAGUUACACACAUCAGAGAUUUAUAUUUCUAUGUAGCAAUGACUAAUUUUUGUCAUUUUUCUAUUGGAUUUCAGCUGCAGAUUCUUUUUCGCUGUGCAAGGGUGCGAGUGUGUGUGUGUGCACAGUCAUAUAAAUGUAGCGUGUUUACAGAGAAAUACUAGUAUGUAUCUAUUGUACACGUUUAAACACCUGUGUUUUCUGUUUUUAUGGAUAUAUACUAUACAUAGCAUAUAUACUUGAGCAAUAUAGGUUAAUAUACUGUGUGCAUGUGUAUAUUGUAGAUACACACUUAGCGUGUGUAUAUGUAAUAAUUACUGUCUACACAUAUACAUUCACCAUAUAUUUUUAAUUUAAGUAUAUAGGCAAUAUGAAUAUUUAGAUAUGUUGUCUGAAUUUCUCAAACAUUUUUAGAAAAAGAGAAGCAGCUAAUGAAGCAGUGGCUUUUUUCACUUGUAGGCAGAGACCUUUAAAAAUGUCCAGGUAAAGUAUCUGCAGGCUGAUCUUGGUUUUGUCAGUUACAAAAACACUUCUUUCCUUUUCAGUUUGCUGUUUUGGGUGGAAGGCUUUCUAGAAAAGAUUGUGUGGUUUGUUUUAAUUGCUGCAUUGAAUUGCUUUCACAAGUAAAAAGUGAAAGUUGUGUUUCAAAGUGCCUGUUCAACCCCCCGAGUCCAUGUGGCGUAGAACAGGGCAUCCACCCAAUUGUGUGAAGAAGUGCAGGACUGGGGUCUUGAUUUUAUUUUAUCUUUUCGAGUUCAUAAACAAUUUUUGCUUAAAAGCAACCGGGCAGCUUUCUAAUUUCAGCCUGUAGGAGGAGCAUAGUCUGGAAAACUGUGAAUGAAAACUUGUGACAACCUGCUGCCUUUUGAGCCUGUGUUGACUAAAAAGUCAGUCAGUUCAGUGUGAAAUUCUCACAGCACUCUGUGCUAGUGCACUUGUGUUUCUUUGCUGGUGCUUGGGGUUUUUUAACUGGAUUUUAUCAUAAAGGGUUUAGCUUCUUAGAAAUAGGCAGUUUGGGGGAGAUCUGGCUGCUGCUGACUUAAUGGCAUAACAAGUUGCUGCUAAUACAGGUGUUGCUAUUUAUUAGAACGUUAGUGUUCAUUGCCCUGAUUGAAGGUUUAAAUCAAUGCAUAAUUUUAUAACAGGUUGAAGUAGUAGGAGGGUUUUUUAAAAAUAAGAAUGAAAAAUCUUGAUGUGGUAUUUGAAAGUUUGUUGUUCUUGCUCUCAUCAUCAGAAUCUCCUGACUCCCUGGAGUGGUGUUUGUAAGAACCCAGAUGGGAAAGGUACUCUUACCAAAAACAUCAACCAGUUUUAUUUCCUUGCUUCUGUAAGCAGAUCCUGUCUAAACCACUUUGAGCUACCAACAUUUGUCUGCCCCAUAAGUGCAUAAUUGGAUGUCCUUUUGGAGGUUUGGAUGUCUGUCUUCUUGCAUCCUUUAAGAAACAGGUUUGGCUUUUGAAUAAUCCUGGAUUGUUGGUGUCUAGCUCAAGAUUGUUAUGGGAUUAUCUCCUCUUUUCCUUCCUAUGGGGAGGUUUAGUUCAAGUCUCCUAUUUUGUAUGGGACUUUGAGGUUUUGGAAUCUAUGGUAGGCCUUGUUAGAAUUAGGAUCAUCUUAAUGGAAAUGUGGUUUCAAGAGAGUGAUUCUCAGGCAGCUAUUUCCAAUGUAUCUAAUUUUAUUUUCCCUCCUAGUUUAGUCUGACUAUUCCCAGGGGCAGCAAGAGAAUGUUGUUGAACAGAGAUGAACUGGGCCUUCUCCCUAACAAAGAACGUGCUGAUGUCAGACUGUGCCGAGGGGAUGCAAGUGAAGUCCAGCAGCAAUUUACUCUUUAGGACCUGCCAUACAAAACACACCGGGCUCUUCGAGGCACGUUGUAGAAGAGAAGUGUUACUGGAAGUGAGGAUCCCUGGAGCCAGUGAAACCAUCCUGGAGUCAUUAAUCAGGUUCAGUUUAUCUAGAAUCUUAGAUUUUAUUUUCUUGGCUCUUCAAGGAACAUAAGGGUGUCAAGUAGGGCACCCUAAGCACGCUGCCUCUGCAGCAUGCUUUUGCUAGGUAGUAACUUGGAGAGUCACCACAAACCUGGGGUCAGAUUCUGAUACCGUAAAACAGUCACGUUAUCGUUACUCCACAAAUCAUAUUAAUAAUUGAGUAGUCCCAUGGAAGCCAAAGAAACUAUUUGUGGUGUAAAGUGCUAAUCAGCGUGAGUGAUCAGCAUCUGGCCCUGAAAAAUGUACCAUUUUUGUCUUCUUAAAUCUUCCAUAAUACAUGGGCAUUUUUUGCUCCUGCAGAUGUAGAUGACAUCUGGUGUUAAUUGAUAGAGCACCAUUUACUUCAGUGUAGACCUGGCAACUUGUGACAGGUUGGGGGCCUGACCUGGGAUCUUCCUAGUCCUUUUGGAACCCUCACGUCAAUGCCAGUAGUUUCACACGCAGGUCCUGGCCCCACACUCUACCCAAGAUAAAUCAGAAGCGAAUGCAGCUGCCAGUGUAAACCCAUUGCAGGUGAGAUCAGAAAUUUGGCCCUUGAAUCAAUAACCAGAAUGAAAGCAUGUACUGGAUGGUUUUAGGUCAGGCAGUGUGUGUGUGGGGAGGACCCCUGUGGGUGAUAAAUGGUGUCAAGGAUUUGUUUCUGACUCUACAAGGCAGGUGACGGAUCUGGGCAUCAGGGUUUUGCUUCUGUCUAUGCAGGGCAGGUGAGGGCUCCUGGCAUCAGAAUGUGAGGCAUUGUUGAGGAGCAAACAUGGAAGAUUGGUCCCUGUUGCGAGUGAGGGUGUCUCACAGUUUGCAGCAAGGAGAGGUGAGGUGAGAUGCAAAACUGAACAAUACAAAAGAAAUAAUUUUGGUUGUAUUACUCUUGUGAAAAGAACAAAUACGUCUUUGGUUUAGUCACGAAUUGAAGCUGAAUUGCAUUUUUUUUAAGACAACCUUCCCCCCCGCCCAGUGGAGUCCCCAGUCAGAAUCAGGUUGUUUUGUCUCCCAGAGCCAGCCUUGAGGAGAGAGAAUUAGCCCACCCGAAAGUGGAAAUAUUGAAUAAAUCGUUCCAAUGCUGCAAACUCUUUCCCAGGAAAAGCCUCAGAGCGUCUCUGAGGUAAGAUCUGGGUCACAAACCCUAGUGCCUACGCAGAGCUUAUUGCAGGAUCAGGGCCUCAGUUAAUAGCGUUACCGCAGUAGUCUUCUGACCAAAGUAGAGUGGGGGUUGGCACACUAGUUUAGGUCAUGGGACUUGAGGGGGAGGAGAGAGAGCUCCCUCAGAUUGAUUUGUUUUCUAUCUGAUUGCCCCUACUCUCUUCAUCAGGUGGGGUAUUUUUUUUUUGAGGGACAACCCCAUCCCUCCUGCCUGUGCAUUAUGUCUUCCUGAAAAGCAGAACCUUGAAAACAGAGUGAAGAAGGCAGAGAUGUGGCAAGUAACAUCUCAUGCCCUGUAGGCCACGCUUUCAAGAGCGCCUCAUUCAACAGCUUAGCAAUGUUAAGGGAAUGAUGGAAAAUGUAUGUGGGGGAGGUUGCCCUGCUAGCCGCUGGAGUGAUUGCGGGGGAAAUCAUAGACCAGCCAAGUCCAAACUUCAGCAGCUGGCUCACAAGCAAAAAUGUCUCCUAGAAGAAUUCAUUGACGGACAAGAAGCCAUUUUCUGGGGGAGCUAUAUAUUUUUUUAUUCUUAACGGAGGUGAAACAAAACUAGGACCUCAAGCCCACAAUGACAGUGUCAGACUUUAAUGACACGCUCCCAUUUAGCGAAUUGGCCAUACCUCUCCAGUGUUCUCUAACACUACCCUUGGAGGUCAUGUAUUUAACGCACCAGCUCUCAAUGCCGGAUGCUGUAAACCUUUACUCACAUGAGUAAUUAACCUCAAUGGCUCCAGUAGGAAUAGAGGGCCAGGCCCGAGCUCCUUGGUGGGCCCAGGCUUGGUGGAUGGAAUUUUGAACUGUGGGGACCCUGAAAUCCUGUUUCUGGGUCUGAGGCAAAGAAACCUGAGAGUGAGGCUUUGUGAAGUGGGUUUUGUGUCAAGACUCUCCCAACAGCUUGAUUGGCAUCAGGGUCAAUGUGCUUCAAACAGCUUGACCCUAGACUGCACUUGAGAACUUUCAUUCGGAUGGGCUGUUUUAAUGGACUGACCAGGCCAAUUCUUAGCUGAGCAUUUUGGGACAGACUCUGGUGUGGAACUUGAGAGAACCCCCUGGCAGCCAGAGAUUUAUGCUAGUGUAAACUCUGUUGCAGUUAGCAGAGUUACUCCAGAUUUACCCUACUGUAACUCACAUCAGAAUCUGGCUCUUUCCCUAGGGCCCUUUGCUGCUAAUGGCCAUUUUAUUCAUGUUUUGACUUGCUUGAACAGGGCACUGAUUACUCUUUUUCUUGAAUUAAAAAAUCCAACCCUGGUCUGAAGUACUGGUAAGCAGACUGAAGCAGAUCAUAGUCAGGAGGCUGUUGUAUGGCUCAGGUUUUCUGGCAAAUAACCAGAUCAGAACCGUGCUUGGUCCUAAGCCUUGCCGAUCCUAGGACCUCCGGCCGAUCACCCUUCCCACCUUGUGCUUCAUUCAGCACAGUUGGAAAAUUGGAGAUUUCAAUGAUGUUUAUCCCAGAGACUCCUUGAACACAUGGCACUUGAGCUGAACUUUCCUCUGUAACUUAAUCAUAAGUAUCAUACGUUCAGGCCCCAAAUGGCAUCUGAAUUUCUGGCAAACGCUCCUGGUGCUGAAAGCAAAAUUGUUGCUGUUAUCUUACAGUGGGGUGUGAGGGGCUGAGGGUGUGAAAAGAAACAUUUGGUAACACGGCUUUGUUUAUUUCCAUAGUGUUCUGUCUUUGCUAAUGUCAUGCAGAUACAGGAAUUUACAAAGCCAUUACUUAAUUGGAACCAUCUAUCUUUUUUUUUUUAAUUGAGAUAAAUUACGUGAUGGAGGCUUUUCUUUU
Molecule: messenger RNA, 9440 nt
Organism: Gopherus flavomarginatus (Mexican gopher tortoise)
Lineage: Eukaryota; Metazoa; Chordata; Testudines; Testudinidae
Gene: CASTOR2
Product: cytosolic arginine sensor for mTORC1 subunit 2
Exons: 11
Coding region: 316-1305 (329 amino acids)
Biological process (GO): cellular response to L-arginine; negative regulation of TORC1 signaling
Cellular component (GO): cytosol
Source: RefSeq, a predicted model, not a curated record